CUUACAUUAUGCCAGUUGCAUUGAAGAUAUUAUCAAAUAAAUAUCUAUCAAAAAGUUUGUUACGUUCAACAGAAUCAAGCAUAUAGUUGGAAACGUUACUUUUUCGAGUAGAACUCGAUUUAAUAGUGAACCAAAAAUAUGGAGAACAGUAAACGGUUUAAUCCAUACGUGAAAGUUCCACCAGACGAGGAAAUUGUGAUCUCAGGUAUCGCCGGGCGAUUUCCCAAUUGUGAUAAUAUAAAAAUGUUGCAAGAACAUCUUUUGAAUAAAGCCGAUCUUUGUUCGGAGAUGGAUCGACGAUUGAGAAAUGUUCACUAUGACAUGCCGGCUCGAUUAGGAAUGAUUAAUAAUGCAGAGAAGUUCGACGCGCAAUAUUUCAACAUGACGUUUUUCGAAGCGCACGUUACAGAUCCUAUGUGUAGAAUGUUGCUUGAACACACUUAUGAAGCGAUUAUCGAUGCCGGUGUAAACCCCAAAGAAUUACAAGGAACGAGAACCGGUGUCUUCAUAGGAUCAUGUUACUCUACGAGUAUCAAAGCUCUCUUUUACAGAAAUCAAAUACCUGGAUUCCCAGUUAUAAGGUCUAGUAAAUAUUGGUUAGCAAACAGCAUUUCUAACUGGUUCGGUCUUAAUGGACCAUCUUAUGUCGUGGACUCGGCCUGCAGUUCAUGCAGCUACACUAUGGCGGAAGCUUACAGGAUGAUACGAAGUGGAGAAUGCGACGCGGCCAUCGUAGGAGGCGCCAAUCUGUGUUCAAAUCCCAAUAUAACUCUUCAGUAUGAUCGACUUGGAGUUCUCUCCAAUAAUGGUUACUGUAAGCCUUUCGACAUUAGUGGUUCUGGUUAUGUGCGCAGUGAAACUAUCGCGGUAAUUUACCUGCAAAAAGCAAAGGAUGCAAGACGAAUCUAUGCGACUUUCGUCUACGCUAAAACCAAUUGUGACGGCUUCAAGGAAGAAGGCAUUAUGUAUCCUUCACUCAGCAUGCAGAAAAAUUUAUUAGAAGAGUUUUAUGAUGAUUGCGGUGUUACACCUAAAGAGCUAUCUUACAUAGAGGCUCACGCAACGGGUACUAAAGCAGGAGAUACUGUAGAAGUUGGUGCUAUUGAUCAAGCUUUAUGCUCAAAAAGAACUGCUCCUUUGUUGAUGGGUUCGAUAAAAUCGAAUAUUGGGCAUUCGGAACCUACCAGUUUUCUUUGCCAAGUGACGAAAGUAUUGAUAGCAAUGGAAACUGGUAUAAUUCCACCAAAUAUACAUUAUGAAAUACCGCGAAAGGAAAUUACUGCUAUAAUUGAAGGCAGAGUAAAGAUCGUUACCGAACCUACCUCAUAUAAAGGUGGUUACAUAUGUAUUAAUUCUUUCGGAUUUGGCGGUGCAAAUUGUCACAUAUUGUUGAAAUCGAAUCCCAAAAAUAAAAUCAACAAUGCAUCAUCAGACGAUUUACCUAGACUUGUAGUUGUAUCUGGUCGUACUGAGGAGGCUGUUAAAACUCUCUUAGAUGAUGUAAAUAGUCGAGAGCUAGAUGUGGAAUACGUUGCUCUUCUGCAUCGUGUUCAUGCUGAAAAUAUUGAAGGGCACCCGUAUAGAGGAUAUACUAUAGCAGGAUCGAAAACAGCUCCUAACACAAUAAAGAAAAUUGGAAAUGUAAGGAAACCAAUCUGCUUUGUAUUUUCAAGGACAGACGUUGUGUGGUGUAAUAUAGAAUUGAUGAAGCUGCCAGUGUUUGCCAAGGCAAUUGAAAAAUGCAAUGCGAUAUUAAAACAGCAUGAUAUGUACGUCACAGAUAUUCUAACGGACGAAAACAAAUUCACUUGCAACAGCGUUUUAAAAUCAUUCGUAGCAACUAUUGCUGUACAGAUUGGUCUAGUGGAUCUUUUAACGCAUAUUGGUAUCGUACCCGAUUACAUGAUUGGCCACUCCAUUGGUGACUUAAUUUGCGAAUAUGUUGAUGGAAUUUUCACUAUUGAAGAAACAAUUUUGAUGGCAUAUUAUAUGGGCAUUGCAUUUGAGCAAUCCAAAAUACAGAUUGAUGAUAUUACUGCAAAUCGAUGCAAAUACUUUGAGUCUGUCAGAUCGCAAGUUUUGGAGCAUUUUAGCCGCCUAUUACCGCUGCAGUCUCCAAAAAGUCGCGGCAUAACAUGGUUGGGUAGAUCUCGUAUUGAAUUCGACAACUCAUGCGCAAGUGUGGCGAAAUAUUAUGUAGACGGUAUAUUGUACCCGGUACCAUUAGAAAAUAUUAUACCUUUGAUAUCAAAAGAUAUAGUAUUUGUCGAGAUGAUGCCGCACAAUGUUUUUCAAUCAAUCAUAACAAAGUCGUUGAAAUCAACGAUAACGUUGAUUUCAUUGUGUAAACAUAGCCAUGCGAAUACCAUACAAGAUGUUUUAGAAGGAAUUGGUGAUAUUUAUAAUACAGGCUUCCAGCCGCAAAUUUCAAAUUUAUAUCCUCCAAUGCAAUUUCCGGUUAGUCGUGGGACACCAAUGAUUUCUCCUCUCGUCAGAUGGAAUCACUCUGAGGACUAUUACCUCGUCCAUUAUAAAGGUGAAGAAAAAAUGUUUAACAGAGAAGUAGCCGUCAAUAUUAAAACCGCUAGUGCAGACUACGAAUACAUGUCUGGUCAUGUAAUCGAUGGGAAAAAUCUGUUACCAGCUACCGGUUAUCUUUUUCUAAUUUGGCAUAUGAUUAGUCGGUUGAGCGCCAUUGACUUUCGCAAAACACCAAUUGUAUUUGAAAAUGUUAAAUUCGUUCGCACCACUUAUUUAUCAAACAAAGAUGAACUGGAAUUAAUUUUAAUAAUCCAAGACAGUAACAACUUUGAGAUUAUAGAAGGAAACAAUGUUAUCGUAAGUGGAGUCGCGAGAGUACCUGACGAUAUCGCGAGUGAAAAGUUACCUGUCCAAUUUCUGUCCAAGCACGAGGAUGAUGAGGAGUACAUGAAUACCGCAGAUAUUUAUAAGGAGUUACGUCUUCAUGGCUAUCAGUAUACCGAUUUAUUUCGUUCGCUGAAGAGUGCCUCGAUCACAGGAAAGAUAGGUCAUAUUAAAUGGCUGUCAAACUGGGUAGUAUUCAUGGACAAUAUGUUGCAAAUGAAAAUUCUGUCGCUCGACUCAAGAAGUAUUUACAUACCGAUCCAAAUUGACAAAUUGGUAAUCGAUCCUACAUAUCACUUAAUGCAGGUUCAGAAUCUCCCUGUUGGAGAAAGAGACUUACCCGUACGCGUCUACGAUUCUAUAGAUGCAAUAGUAUCCGGAGGAAUAGAAAUUUCCGGACUCAAAGCUACGGUCAUAUCUCGUCGGUUGACAUGCGCCGAAGCAAUACACGAGGAAUACAGAUUCACUGCUUAUCGCGAUCACGCCUUAGUGUCCUUGAAAGAAGCGGUGAAAAUAUCGGUGGACAUUGCACUUGAGUGCUAUGAAUUGAAAAACGUCAAAGUAAUCGAGUACGUCGAGGAUAACGACAAAAUCCUGUUGCAGGAUUUGGUUACUCCAAUUGUUCAAGAAGUUCUAAAUAACGUGCCAUUAGUACGAUCUAAACUUACGUUGGUCGCAACGGCCAAUAGAUUCAACAAUUCCUCUUUGCCUCCAAAUCUGACGAUCGUACAGUUUGAAAAACUGGCGAAAGACAACGUUUGCUUAAUGGCCGUUGGUGUUGGAAUUUUAACUAAAGAUAUACACUUUACAAACAAAUUAUUGUCCAGUGUAAUGACUGGAGGCUUUUUGCUGAGCAGAGAGGAUCUCAGUAUGACUUACGAUCACUCGUUACUGCAACGCAAUAAUCUGAAUGUUAUCCUGGAGAAACGUACGGAACGAGAGGUUCUAGUACUUUUAAAAAAGGCGCUAAACACCGUGAAGAUUCGAGAAGUCGUACAUAUAAGCAAUCACGAAUUCUCGUGGAUUGACAAGCUGAAAGACGCAAUGGAUAUAGAAAACGAGUUGAAUGCAAAUACAAAAAAUAAAAAAGUAAUAGUAGUUGCAGAAGGUGAUUCGGAGUGCGGUGUAUUAGGACUUGUUAAUUGUUUACGAAAAGAGCCAAGUGGGGAAAUGAUUGAAUGCAUAUUUAUUCAAGACAAGGAUGCGCCCAAGUUUUCCUUGCAAGAGCCAUUCUACAUGAAGCAAUUGCAACUGAACUUGCCAAUUAACGUCUUACGUCCCGGCAAAAUUUGGGGCUCUUACAGACACUUUCCGUUACCUGUGCCAGAGCCGAGACCUGUGCAGUGUGGCUAUGUUCUUCAACAGACUCUAGGUGAUCUCAGCACGUUCCGUUGGGUUGAAGGACGAGUAUCUGCCAAUAUCAAGCAUAGUAUAAACAUAGUUUAUGCAACGCUUAAUUUCAAAGAUAUUAUGAUAGCUACCGGUAAACUUCUUCUGGAAUCCUUUGCAUCAAUCAGACGAGACGUUGAUUCUAUAUUUGGUUACGAAGUUGCUGGUUUUGAUAAAAGUGGGCAGCGAAUAAUGGGUUUUACUUCUUAUAGAGCAAUAUCAAAUAUUCUAAUAGAUGAUUUCAUUAUAUCCUGGAUUAUACCUGACGAGUGGACAUUUGAGGACGCUGCCACAGUUCCGUGCGCUUAUGCUACAUGUUACUAUGCUCUGUACAUGAAAGGAAAAAUUAAGAAAGGGGAUAAAGUUCUCAUUCAUUUGGGCAGCGGUGGUAUUGGUUUAGCCGCGAUUAAUCUCGCACUAAACGAAGGAUGCGAAAUUUUUACAACAGUCGGAACACCUGAGAAACGACAAUUUAUUAGAGAAACUUUCCCCUCUAUACCUGAUGAUCAUAUUGGCAAUUCUCGCGAUACAAGCUUCGUACAAAUGAUCGUCCAGCAAACACACGGUCGGGGUGUAGAUAUCGUGCUAAAUUCUCUAGCUGAGAAUAAACUUCAAGCAUCUGUUCGCUGUUUGGCGAGAGGUGGUCGAUUUCUUGAAAUAGGAAAAUACGAUUUAAUUUCCAAUAAUAUCUUAGAUAAAAUGGUUUUCGCGAGAGGCAUUAGUUUCCACGGCGUUAUGUUGGACAAAAUAACCUGCGCCUCCGAAGAAACAAAGAGACACUUAUAUGACUUAUUUUCGCAAGGUUUAAAAAAGCGCGUGAUAAAACCGCUCCCGAGGAAGGUCUUCGAAAAGACCGAAAUAGAAGCUGCUUUCAGGUACAUGGCAGCUGGUAAGCACAUAGGAAAGGUACUAAUUAAGAUACGCGACGAAAACGAGCCACUGGACCUUCCUAUUCUCGCUUAUCCCCGAUUUUUCUGCGAGCCUCAUAAAUCUUACAUUAUUUUGGGCGGCCUCGGUGGUUUUGGUUUGGAAUUGGCCGAUUGGCUGAUUCUGCGCGGAGCCCGGAAGCUUGUCCUGACUUCACGGACUGGGAUUCGAAAUGGUUAUCAACGUUCAAGAGUAGAACUAUGGAAGUCCUAUAAAGUGGAUGUACAAAUCAUUAUAGGUGCUGAUGCAUCUAUUCAUAAAGACUGCGCAAGUAUCUUAAAUUCCGCCGCGGUAAUGGGACCAGUGGACGCUGUAUUUAACCUCGCGGUAGUACUGAAGGAUGCUAUCUACAAGAACCAAACCGUUGAGACCUUCGAAGAAUCAUUCAAGCCGAAGGCGAAGGCCACAAAAAUGCUUGACGAACUAUCCAGAAGAAUGUGCCCCGAUCUUCGACACUUCAUAAUUUUCUCGUCUGUCUCAUGCGGCCAAGGUAAUGGCGGGCAAACUAAUUAUUCUAUGGCCAAUUCUAUCAUAGAGAGAAUUUGCGAGAAGAGAGUGCAGGACGGAUUCCCUGGGAUGGCUAUACAAUGGGGCGUGGUGGGUGAUGUCGGUCUCGUUGUUGACAUGAUGGAGGAUAAUAAGGAAUUAGUUAUUGGAGGUAAAUUGCAGCAGAAAAUAUUGUCCUGUCUACAGUCACUAGAUGCUUUCUUGGUGCAAAGUCGACCUAUCGUGGGUAGUAUGGUCGUGGCAAAGAAGGAAACGGAUCUAAAAGGAGAGAUGAACAUUUUAGAGACCGUUGCAAAUAUCAUGGGGCUGAAAGAUAUAAAAAUAGUCGGUUAUCACACUCCGCUAUCGGAAAUCGGUAUGGAUUCGAUGACGGUAGUCGAGGUCAAGCAAACAUUAGAGCGAGAAUUCGAUGUUUACCUUACUGCACAGGAUAUUCGGAAUCUCACCAUCAAAAAACUCCGCAAAAUGGCUAACACAAAUAAGCGUUUCAGAAAGGAGUCUAACCGAAACGAGCCUAUUGUCAGUAUGGAGGAAAUAAAAUCCUAAACCAAUUACAGCGUUUGCUGAUUUUACUUGAAAAUUUUAAUUAUUUGAUUCCAAUGUUACAUCACAUUUAAAAAUUCUCACUGGGACUCGAACUUGGACCAUGAAGCAUCUUUGGAUUAUGAGUCUCUUGCUUAGACACUACA
This is a messenger RNA of Odontomachus brunneus, 6377 nucleotides long. Its product is annotated as fatty acid synthase-like. The coding region runs from base 139 to 6234 and encodes 2031 amino acids. Gene Ontology annotation, molecular function: fatty acid synthase activity; oxidoreductase activity; phosphopantetheine binding. Gene Ontology annotation, biological process: fatty acid biosynthetic process. The record is from RefSeq and is a predicted model, not a curated record. Lineage: Eukaryota; Metazoa; Arthropoda; Insecta; Hymenoptera; Formicidae. The transcript is spliced from 17 exons.